This is a messenger RNA of Phyllostomus hastatus (greater spear-nosed bat), 2088 nucleotides long. It is a transcript of the gene CUNH6orf47, whose product is annotated as chromosome unknown C6orf47 homolog. The record is from RefSeq and is a predicted model, not a curated record. Bases 824 to 1717 code for a protein of 297 amino acids. The transcript has a single exon. NCBI's taxonomy places the organism in Eukaryota, Metazoa, Chordata, Mammalia, Chiroptera, Phyllostomidae.
CUUCAGCCCCAGUGCAGCUGCUUCCGGACUUGGGUGCUCCGGACGGCUUGGUGAGGCCGCAGCACCGAUGCUGGGCCUAGGAGGAGGGGCAACAGCAGCCUGCAGCACCCCAACGCCUGGGUCCGGCGCUUUGCCUCGCCACUGAGAUCUCUGAGGACGCCUCUGGCCUGACCUUUCGGAGGUUGCGUCUCAGCUGCGUGCUUGGGGCACAUCCAGCCGCUUUGUAGGAGUCAUGGCCAUCUAGUUCAAGGGACGAACCUGCUGGCUGGAGUUCCCUGAACUCUUCCCUCCUCCUUUCAAUAGGAGGAUUCCUAUUACCAAGAUCCUUUAAGCCAGCCAUUCAGGAACCCCCACUUCGGGAGCAUCUAGGACCGGGGUGAUCCUCCAGCUACCUUCCUUCAUGAUGGAGUACCGCGUCCCCAGUUUUGGGGACACCUUGGGGCGUGGCCUUGGUGAGUGAAACUCAGUGUACUGCUUGCUGGGAAGGAAAUCCGGAAACAGGGAGGACACUGUCGGGGUGACCUGGACCUUAUCAGAUCCUGAGUCUUGGACUCGUGUGUGGGGUGGUGGUGGUGGUGAAUGAAUUUGAAUGUGCCUCCUUCCUUUAUCUUACAACUGAAAAGGAAACAAGCCGCCUGCCCCACUGGAGGCUUCACGACUAUUCAGGGAAGUGGGUAGCCACUUCUGAAUUCAGAAUACGAUUCUCCAAACAGAUACCUGCUCUUCUGAGCCUGAAUAGACUCUGUCUUCUGAGGAGCCCCUCAAUCCCCAAGCCUGAGCAGUGAGGGCCCCAGAAUUUGGGGGCUCAUUACGCACUCCAGUUAUGUUCCUCCGACGGCUUGGUGGCUGGCUGCCUCGCCCUUGGGGCCACAGGAAACCCAGGCCUGACCUGCCCACCACAGAACCCAGUCAGGUGAACAGUUCCUCUGAGAAUUCAGGGAGUGACUGGGACAGCGCACCAGAAACCAUGGGAGAGGUGGGGCCUCCCAAGACGAAGGACUCAGGGGCCUGGAGUUCUGGAGCUGCUCCAGGACCAAGCAGGGGGACGCAAGUUGAGCAACUGGGGAGCAGAAGAAUGGAUUCCUUCAAGAGGGUCAAGACUAGCACCAGCACUCAAGAAGCUGGAAGACUGGAGGCUGCAGAGACUAUUUCCAAACUGGGAUGGGAUCCUGUGGACUCAGGUGGCACCAGGAAAUCUGGAGUGUCCCCUGAAGGGGGACUGGACCCCCCUGGGCCUGAAGCGCCAGUGGAGAAGCCCAGCUGGCAGCGGCGUCAGAAGCUGCUGGGCUGGCUGCGGGGGGAACCAGGUGGGGGAGCAGGGGCUCCCUUGCAAUACCUGGGGGGCCCAGAGGAGUGCCUGCAGAUCUCUACCAACCUGACCCUGCACUUGCUGGAGCUACUGGCCUCAGCCCUGCUGGGGUUGUGUUCACGGCCACUGCGGGCAGCCUUGGACGCAUUGGGCCUGAGUGGGCCCCUGGGCCUCUGGCUUCAUGGGCUGCUGUCCUUCCUGGCUGCCCUGCAUGGGCUCCACGCUGUGCUGAGCCUACUUACUGCUCACCCCCUGCACUUUGCCUGCCUCUUUGGUCUCCUACAGGCCCUGGUGCUGGCUGUUAGCCUCCGGGAGUCCAGCGGGAAUGAGGAAGACACUGACUUGGAGGGUGAGAAGUUGGGGAGGGAGGGUGAGGAGCAGAGGGGAGACCCAGGAAAGGGGCUGUGACCUCAGAGUAGGGUGUGACCCAGGGCUCCCCACUCAGUGGACCGGGAGCAAAAGUGAAGACAGUGUGGCCUUUAGGAGGAGAGUGAGGGGCAUGACCCAGAUUGUAAGCACAGGGACCUCAGGGAUAGGAAAGAAGCCCUAGAGUAUGAGGGCACAGGCCUCCACCUCACCCAUAGGAAAGAAGAGCUGUUCAGGUUUAUGGACAGUGGGGGCAUGGCCCUUGUAUUCACCAGCUGUUGUUAUUUUUUGAUUUUAUAUUUCUCCCACCUUCCGUUCUUUUUUUUUUUUUUUUACCUUCACUUUGUAAAAGCAAAAAAACAAAGAGUGUGGUGGUGGAAAAUAAAGACUAAAGGGUCCUUUCUACCUCUCAA